Molecule: messenger RNA, 1883 nt
Organism: Cyprinodon tularosa
Lineage: Eukaryota; Metazoa; Chordata; Actinopteri; Cyprinodontiformes; Cyprinodontidae
Product: insulin gene enhancer protein ISL-3
Exons: 6
Coding region: 121-1215 (364 amino acids)
Biological process (GO): positive regulation of transcription by RNA polymerase II; neuron fate specification; axonogenesis
Cellular component (GO): nucleus
Molecular function (GO): cis-regulatory region sequence-specific DNA binding; DNA-binding transcription factor activity, RNA polymerase II-specific
Source: RefSeq, a predicted model, not a curated record
UCUUCGGCCCCCCUAUACAGUCCGGAGGCUGAGACACAAGUUAUCUGGGAGGCUGCGGAAGGGCCGGCGAUCUUUCCCCAUCUUUUCUGCGUGGAGCUCACUCCCCUUCAUCCGUCCUGUAUGGUGGAUAUUAUCUUCAGCUCUUCUUUCUUGGGUGAUAUGGGGGAUCAUUCCAAAAAGAAGUCAGGAUUCGCGAUGUGUGUAGGAUGUGGAAGCCAGAUCCAUGACCAGUACAUACUACGAGUUUCCCCCGACCUGGAAUGGCAUGCUGCCUGCCUGAAGUGCGCGGAGUGCAGCCAGUACCUGGAUGAGACCUGCACUUGUUUCGUUCGGGACGGGAAAACUUAUUGCAAAAGAGAUUAUGUAAGGCUGUUUGGAAUAAAAUGCGCCAAAUGCAACCUGGGCUUCAGCAGCAGCGACUUGGUGAUGAGAGCCCGGGAUAAUGUGUACCACAUCGAGUGCUUUCGGUGCUCGGUGUGCAGCAGGCAGCUGCUGCCGGGCGAUGAGUUCUCCCUCCGGGAAGAGGAGCUGCUGUGCCGGGCGGACCACAGCCUGCUGAUGGAGAGAAGCUCUGCUGGAAGCCCCAUCAGCCCCGGACACAUCCACUCCAACAGACCACUACACCUUGCAGCAGAUCCCGUGGCGGUGCGGCAGGCUCCGCACCGGAACCACGUCCACAAGCAGUCGGAGAAGACGACGCGGGUGAGGACGGUGCUGAACGAGAAGCAGCUGCACACGCUGAGGACCUGCUAUAACGCCAACCCGAGGCCCGAUGCGCUGAUGAAGGAGCAGCUGGUUGAGAUGACCGGUCUGAGCCCCAGGGUUAUCCGGGUCUGGUUCCAGAACAAGCGCUGCAAGGACAAGAAGAAGUCCAUCCUGAUGAAGCAGCUCCAGCAGCAGCAGCACAGUGAUAAGACUGUAAGCAUCUUCAACUUGCAGGGCCUCACAGGAACGCCACUUGUGGCUGGAAGUCCUAUUCGGCAUGAGAGCACUGUGCAGGGAAACCCAGUGGAGGUUCAGACUUACCAGCCUCCUUGGAAAGCGCUAAGUGAAUUUGCACUGCAGAGUGACCUGGAUCAGCCAGCUUUUCAACAACUGGUGUCUUUCUCUGAAUCGGGUUCUCUCGGAAACUCCUCGGCCAGCGACGUGACAUCUCUGUCCUCUCAGCUACCAGAUACCCCGAACAGUAUGGUCCCCAGCCCAGUGGAGACGUGAGACCUGAUGGUGAUCUGUGACCAUUACCAACGCCACCUCCUCCUCCUGCAGGAACAAUUUGCAGCAUGAUCCUGGUCCCCCUGCACCCUCCCCACCUCCACUUCCAGCCCUGCAUGUGACCAGCUCAUCACAUCGCCUAGAAUUAUCCAGAGGAGAAUUUUUCUUUUUUGUCCAUACCCUGGAGGAGGUGGAACAAAGAGAGCACCAAAUGACUUAUUUUGUUUGUUUUUAUGUGACAAAAAACUAAGAACAAUUGAUGCAUGACUCUUCAUACGGAGAAUGAAGAUGUACAGAAGACCUCCUGGUGGAUAUAUACAACAAACCUUCAGAAAAAAAAAAAAAAAAUCAAAGGCUACCGGAUCCUUUCAAUGUUACAGCAGACAGACUAUUCUGCAUUUUCAGUGUGAUCAUAUUGUGUCUUGUUUCUUCAACAUGAACAUUUUUGAUACCUUUCUUGUGGCGUAUACUUGACUCUUUGUCUUAAGGUCAGAGCAUGAUAUUCUGCAAAAGUAUUCGUGGUGUAAAGUACUUUAUCUUGAAGGGCUGGUUGUUUGAGCUCCAAGAACAAAAACAAAAAAAGUAAAUUAUUGUUAUAUUAUUUAUUGUUAGGAAAGCGAUUCGUUAAAGGGAGUAUUAACUGAUGAAAAGAAUAAAAAAGAUGAAUAUAA